This is a messenger RNA of Dovyalis caffra, 264 nucleotides long. The record is from the annotation of a GenBank genome assembly. NCBI's taxonomy places the organism in Eukaryota, Viridiplantae, Streptophyta, Magnoliopsida, Malpighiales, Salicaceae.
AUGCCACUCGAAGCAAAGCGAUGGGCUUUCGGGAGCCCCAGAGAUAGAGCAUCACCUAUCCCCUUUUUUUUUCGGAGAUUUUUAGCUCCUCUAGCUGAAUUGGUCCGUUCGGGAAGAAUGCUUUCUAGAACAAGAACUCAUGCACCGGGAAUUCCUUUUAAGAGCUUCAUCUUUGAUCCGGGAAGAAUGCUUUUGAGAAAUUCUCGCUUUUGUUUAAAGAAGAUAUUUAGUCCAAGUGCGAGUAGAGCAAUGAUAGCUAAGAUU